CGCCCCUUCUCGCCAAGCCCCGCCCCGCUGCGGGGAAAGAUGGCGGCGGCGCGAGCCAGCGUGGUGCUGCGGCGGGGAGCGCGGGGGUACUCGAGGGACGCCGAGGGCAGCUGGUUCCGCUCCCUCUUUGUGCACAAGGUGGACCCCCGCAAGGACGCCCACUCCAACCUCCUCUCCAAGAAGGAGACCAGCAGCCUCUACAAGAUCCAGUUUCACAACGUGAAGCCGGAGUGCCUGGAUGCCUACAACAGCCUGACAGAGGAGGUGCUGCCCAAGCUCCACGUGGAUGCCGACUACCCCUGUGACCUGGUGGGCAACUGGAAUACGUGGUAUGGAGAGCAGGACCAGGCAGUGCACCUCUGGCGCUUCUCGGGCGGGUACCCAGCGCUCAUGGACUGCAUGAACAAGCUCAAGCAGAACAAGGAGUACCUGGACUUCCGUAAGGAGAGGAGCCGGAUGCUGCUGUCCCGCCGCAACCAGCUGCUCCUGGAGUUCAGCUUCUGGAACGAGCCCCUGCCCCGCCAGGGACCCAACAUCUACGAGCUCAGGACCUACAAGCUGAAGCCAGGGACCAUGAUUGAAUGGGGCAACAACUGGGCUCGGGCCAUCAAGUACCGGCAGGAGAACCAGGAGGCAGUGGGAGGCUUCUUCUCCCAGAUCGGGGAGCUGUACGUCGUGCACCACCUCUGGGCCUACAAGGACCUGCAGUCCCGGGAGGAGACCAGGAAUGCAGCCUGGAGGAAGAGGGGCUGGGAUGAGAACGUCUACUACACUGUGCCGCUGAUCCGGACCAUGGAGUCGCGGAUCAUGAUCCCCCUGAAGAUCUCCCCCCUGCAGUGAGCAGGGGUCUGCACCAGGGGGUCUGCAGCAGGGGGUCUGCACCAGGGGGCCUGCACCAGGGGGUCUGCACCAGGGCGUCUCUCUGCACCUGGGGGCGAUGGGACUCGCUCCCUGCCUGCACCCCAGCUCCCUGCUGGAGAGGGGCACUGACCCCCUCAGCACCCAGGCCUCCCCAUUUUGGGGUGCCCUGUGGAGGAUGAGAGCAGGGAGGGGGUCUGAAGGGUGGGAGCCCCCCAACCUGCAGUGGGUCCCCAAGUGUGGCAGGGGAGGGCACUGCCUGGGAUGGGGCUGUAAAGGUUCUGUGGGGGUCUUAAUUAUUCCUGAUGGGUCCAGUGGGUGCCUCUCCUGCCAGG
This is a messenger RNA of Dryobates pubescens (Downy woodpecker), 1193 nucleotides long. It is a transcript of the gene NIPSNAP1, whose product is annotated as nipsnap homolog 1. The coding region runs from base 40 to 840 and encodes 266 amino acids. Gene Ontology annotation, cellular component: mitochondrion. Lineage: Eukaryota; Metazoa; Chordata; Aves; Piciformes; Picidae. The record is from RefSeq and is a predicted model, not a curated record. The transcript is spliced from 10 exons.